GCAUGGACAGGGAAGAGUAUCAGAAGUGAGGGAGACCCCUGACCAGGGCCUAGGCACAAACUGAGCACUAGAGAGCCAGGAGAACCACAGGCUGGGGCGUGGGCCAUAGCCAACGGCAAAAGGAGGAGGGGGCAGUCACUGGGGGCAGCCAGCUGGAGAACACCUAGAGAGUUGGAGCCAGGAAACCUUGGAGCAGCAACAUUUUUCACGGUCACAUCUUACAGGCCUGAGCUGGGCUGAUGCUAUUGUAAGAUCUUUGAAUCUUUGGUGGCAGCAGAAAUUGCACCCUACCUGCAGCUCCAGCCCUGAGAGGACGAGGAGGCUCACCUGUGUCCCUGGACGGAGGGACCAUGACCACAUCCUGGGGGUUCUGCUUCCACCUGAUCACCAUUUUGGUGGCCCUGGUGGCCAGCACAGAUCCAGACAAGAAUAAAGUCAAAGUGUUGAGGGAAUUAAAAGUGAUCAAUGCCUCAAAUGCCAACGUGAAGCAGUGUCUGUGGUUUGCCAUGCAAGAAUACAACAAAGAGAGUGAGGAUAAGUACAUCUUCCAGGUGAUCAAGACAGUACAAACCCAGUUGCAGGUCACAGAUCGUUUGGAAUACUUUAUUGAUGUUGAAAUUGCCCGCAGCAAUUGCAGAAAGCUUUCAAAUGGUACUGAAAACUGUGUCAUUCAAGAGAACACCAAACUGGAAAAGAAAGUAAUGUGUAGUUUUUUGGUCGGAGCACUCCCCUGGAAUGGUGAAUUCACGGUGAUGAAGAAGCAGUGUGUGGAUGCUUAGGGGGUUCUGGAACUCGCCCCUACCACCAUCUCUACCUUUCUCUGUAAAGAGAAAAAUGGCAUGUACUGGUAUUACCAUUGUGGUUUCCUCAUGCAUGCCUCUCUGCUUGUUUUGUUUCCUAGUUUCCUAGUUUCUUAUUAGGUGAUGACAAAAGAUGGGUAUGUCCAAUUCUUUUUUUUUUUUUUUGCCUCAAGGGAGGCCCCUUGACUUUGGCCAGCUUGGUGGCUCACCACCAGGAAUAAGUUUGUCCCUGACUACAAAGUUUGGAGUGAAGUAUGAUUCCACUCUCACUGCAAGUCUGAGGAGGGAUCCCUUUUUGAUUAGGUAACAACUCCUUCCAGAGGUCUUAAGCCAGUGGGUGUUAACUCAGCAGGUUCCUUCUGGAUACCUCCUUUAACCUGAGGCUCCUUCCUCCUGAGGGUCCUGAGCCCACAGGUCACCUGGGUUGGGAGAACCUCUUUGGAGGAACAGUCUUUCCCUUCAGGGUCUCUGUGAAGUAGGGAAUGUGUGUUUCUUCUCAUGUAAAUGUCAACAGUGGUCAUACAGAGAGAGGGGGAGGGCAAUAAUGCCUUCAUAAUAGGCUGCAUUGUUGUUGUUGUUGCUGUUGUUGUGUGUGUGUAGAGAUAGAGAGAGACUGAGAAAGAGGGAGGGAGGGAAAGAGAGAGAGAGAGAUGAUUGGGAAUGUGGAGAAGGAAAUAGGAAAACAGGGAUGAUAGCAGGAGAUGAAAUUCUCUUGAAGAAAAUCAUCAUUAAAAAUAAGUCUGUCUAGGGGUUCAUGGGUAGGCUCAGUUGGCUAAGCAUCUAACUCUUGAUUUCAGCUCAGGGUAUGAUCUCACAAUUGUGAGAUUGAACUCUGCAUCAGGCUCUGUGCUGCGCAUGGAGCCUGCUUGGGAUUCUCUCUCUCCCUCUGCUCCUCACCUGCUUGUGCUCCCUUUCUCAGAAUAAAUAAAUAAACUUAAACAAGUCUGUCCAAUGGGGAAUUAUUUAAUGGGUACUGAGCUUUGCAAGAUGAAAGGGUUGUGGAGAUUAAUUACAGAAUAGGGUGAAUAUACUUAAUACUACUGAACUGCACAUUUAAAAAGGGUUAAGAUGGUUGGGGCACCUGGGUGGCUCAGUUGGUUAAGCAUCUGACUCUUGAUUUCUGCUCAGUAUAUGAUCUCAGAGUUCAUGAGAUUGAAAGCCCCACAUGCAGCCCCACAUAGGGUUCUGCGCUGAUAGCACUGAGCCUGUUUGAGAUUCUCUCUCUUCCUCUCUGCCCCUCCUCUGCUUGUGCUCUCUCUCUCACACU
This is a messenger RNA of Acinonyx jubatus (cheetah), 2067 nucleotides long. It is a transcript of the gene CST8, whose product is annotated as cystatin 8. The record is from RefSeq and is a predicted model, not a curated record. NCBI's taxonomy places the organism in Eukaryota, Metazoa, Chordata, Mammalia, Carnivora, Felidae. The transcript is spliced from 4 exons. Gene Ontology annotation, cellular component: cell surface; cytoplasm; extracellular region. The coding region runs from base 351 to 779 and encodes 142 amino acids. Gene Ontology annotation, molecular function: cysteine-type endopeptidase inhibitor activity.